Messenger RNA from Oryza brachyantha (malo sina), 1909 nucleotides. Its product is annotated as probable serine/threonine-protein kinase At1g01540. The transcript has 7 exons. NCBI's taxonomy places the organism in Eukaryota, Viridiplantae, Streptophyta, Magnoliopsida, Poales, Poaceae. Gene Ontology annotation, molecular function: protein kinase activity; ATP binding. The record is from RefSeq and is a predicted model, not a curated record. Bases 80 to 1621 code for a protein of 513 amino acids. Gene Ontology annotation, biological process: protein phosphorylation.
GUACUACCAUGCAGUGGUAGCUAGCUAGUAGCUAGGUGGGGGAGGAGGGGGAGGUGCGACCGUGCGAGUGGCAGCGGCGAUGUCGCCACCUCCGCCGCCGCCGCCGCUGCUGAGGAACGAGCUGUCGCGGAGGACGGCGGUGCUGGGGCUGCGGCUGUGGGUGCUGGUCGGCAUCGCGGUGGGGGCGGCGUUCCUGCUGCUGCUCGCGGUGAUCUCGGUCCACCUCGCGCUGUCUCGCCGGCGGAAACCCACGAAGAAGCGGGCGGUGCCGCUGUCGCCCGCCACCAUCCCUCCGGUGUCCAAGGAGAUCCAGGAGGUGGCCGUCCACGUCGGCUCCCUCCGCCACUACCUCGAGGCCGGGGCCACGUUCCUCAAAGAGGGCGGCGGCGGGCUCGCCGGGGCCGACGGCGAGUCGCUGGGGGGCUCCACCGUGUACGGGUCGCAGCGCGUCCACAUCGAGGCCGGCAAGGGCCGCCGCAUGGUGGCGUACGCCGACGGGGAGGUGGGCCCCGUGCCGUCCGACCUCGCGGCGUCGGCGCAGGCAGCGGCGGGCCCCGAGGUGUCCCACCUCGGGUGGGGGCACUGGUACACGCUCCGGGAGCUGGAGGAGGCCACCGCCGCGUUCGCCCCCGAGCACGUCGUCGGCGAGGGCGGCUACGGCAUCGUGUACCGCGGCGUGCUCGCCGACGGCUGCGAGGUCGCCGUCAAGAAUCUCCUCAACAACAGGGGUCAGGCGGAGCGGGAGUUCAAGGUGGAGGUGGAAGCAAUCGGCCGCGUCCGCCACAAGAAUCUCGUCAGGCUGCUCGGCUACUGCGCGGAGGGAGCUCACCGGAUACUUGUGUAUGAGUACGUCGACAAUGGCAACCUGGAGCAGUGGCUUCAUGGCGACGUUGGACCGGUUAGCCCUCUGUCUUGGGACACCAGGAUGAGCAUCGUGCUUGGGACAGCGAAAGGGAUUACAUAUUUGCACGAGGGGCUGGAGCCGAAGGUGGUGCACAGGGACAUCAAGUCGAGCAACAUCCUGCUGGACAAGAGAUGGAACCCCAAGGUCUCGGAUUUUGGCCUCGCCAAGCUCCUCGGUUCCGACAGCAACUAUGUCACCACGAGAGUCAUGGGAACAUUUGGUUAUGUCGCACCCGAAUACGCAAGCACUGGGAUGCUGAACGAGAGGAGUGACGUGUACAGCUUCGGGAUCUUGAUAAUGGAAAUCAUCUCUGGUCGGAGCCCGGUCGACUAUGCAAGACCUCCAGGAGAGGUUAACCUUGUAGAAUGGCUCAAGAAUAUGGUGAGCAACCGUGACUAUGAAGCUGUUCUGGACCCAAAAUUACCAGAGAAGCCUACCUCCAAGGCACUGAAGAAGGCUCUCUUGGUUGCUCUGAGGUGUGUGGAUCCUGACUCGCAGAAGCGGCCGAAGAUGGGGCAUGUCAUCCAUAUGCUCGAAGUCGACGACUUCCCAUACCGAGAAGAUCGUCGGACGCCGAGGCAAUGCCAGGGCAGCCCCCUGGACAGAGCAAGAACAUAUGCGAAGCCGGUGACAGAGUCAGGCGACAGCAGCUGCUACGAUGGCAACACCACCACAGCUGCCAGUACGCCAUGCAGAUUGCAUGAGAGCUUGAGAUAGCUAGCUCUCCCAUCUCGAGUGUGCAGUAGGAAGCAUGGGAUCGAUCGAUGGCCUCGGGUCACCGUCCUGUCGCUGUAACCUUUUUUUGUUAUUUGUCCAUGUCGUUUGCUCCGGUUUCUGCAUGCCAUUUGAUCUGUUGGUGCGUAAAAUUUUUGUGCAAGUGUGUGGUUAGCUGUGGUCGCCUUUGCCUUCCAUGCAUGCUGUUGAAUGAACACUCAUGCUGCACUGUGUGGAUUGACAUAGCUUGCUGGCCGACUGGUGUAUAGAGAAUGCUUGCGAUUUCUGGCA